AUGACCUUCACCACACCUACCUACUUGGUUAAAAGAUACAAGUCCAAGCCCCUUCCGAUCCGCUGUAAGCUACCUCACGAAGAUGUAUUCUUUGAGACGCUUGCAAUUCCUUCUGCUGAGGGUGUCUACAGCUCCAAACAAAUAAUUAAUGGAAGCGCACGAGCACGGGACCGCCCCAAUCAGCAGUCAGCCGACGGACGCGAAUUGUGUACUUUUGAUCGGGUCCUUACGGUUACCUCAAGAUCUGCCAACCAGCAGUCACGCCUCCAACCAAUGGCCGGUGCUAGAUCUCGUCUAGAGCUUGAGUUUCAGCAGUCGCCAUAUCACAUCGCGUUUAAACGUCUCUGCUCUGUGUUCUUAUUAAAUUCUUUGAAUACCAUCUUUAAAGGCCGCAAGUUUUCCCAGCCCACAGCGACCAUCUCUAAGGGCGGCAUGGCCUCUUUGCUGCGCAGUCUAUCAAUUAGCAGCCGGCCGGGUCUGGUGCCACCAGGAGCCCCUGCACCACCGCCGCCACCACCACCCGCUCAGUCGGGUCUGGGAGACUGUGAGGGUGCCGGUGAGGGAUUGAGUCUCAGCCCUCCCCACGCCUCCGCCAUGACUCCCGUCAUUGCUGAUCAGGCGUCGCUGCAUUCACCACCACCGUCCUCCGUUCCCAGCUCACCAUCUACUGCCUAUGCUGAAGCGCGAUCUCGUAUAGACGCCAUUUUCUCGAACGUUGAAACCACCCCCCUGCGACGCGGACUGAGGGGCUGUCGAGCCGAGUCGCCACCGCCGACAAUAGAAUCACUUUCCAGUGUGGAGAGGAUGGAUUCUGGAGGUGGUAUGGGUGGAGGUGCGGGAAACACCUCCACUUUCCGUCGAAGGAGACCACAACAGCAAGGGCAGUCGCAGCAGCGUACGGCGGGCAUCAAUCUGAUGCGUGGAUCCAUGUUUCAACUGAACACGACGUCGACGUCUGUGGCGUCUACAGCAGGAGGGACGCCAUCGAUGGAUAUGGACAUGUGCUAUGGCUACGACUCCAAGCAGGCGCCUAUGACGCCGGGUCCUGGAAGGCGGGCUCCACUACGUACUCAACUCUCCACUUCAAACGAGUCAGGUCAGGUCAUUCGACCACCGCGUCGCUCCAGCAGUGUUUGUCGGGAGCUGCCGGGACUAUGCCAACAACAACAGUUUCUUCCACAGCCUCAACAGCAGCAACACUUCUUCCCACCAACUGGCCACCUUCCACAGAUGGACCAGCAACAGCCACUCAACAGUAAUAGCCACUAUGCCGCCCCCCGGGGUACGCAACAGCAUCCGCAACGUGUCUACGCUGAUCCGCGCUCCUUCCAGCAGCAACAACAGCAGAAUGGUGCACCGAUCGCCGCUGUUGGUACAACUGCCACCACCGCUGCUGCUGCUCAGCUGGCUGUUGAAGCCGUGGCUGCUCGCAGACAUCAGCAGUAUGGCUCAUCUUCUGGUCUCCGUAACUCAGUAACCCAGCGAACAAUAUCCCCGACGCAGAACGGCCUCACACAAAGUCGUUUACCGCAGCGGCAGUCUAUUGCCAAUACCAGCAGUAACAGCAAUACCGGUGUUGGUGCGCGGACCAAGAAUCCGCGUGCUUUUUACGACCAACAGAAACAGCAGCAGCAGUUGCCGCAGACAGGUAUUCCUUCGGUAACCGGGUCGUCGUUCUACAGCUAUCCGACGCAUCAGUAUGCCCAUCAACAACAACGGCAACACCACCACAACCAACAGAAUCUCAACUACCCCCUUCUUCAUCAACAACAACAACAAUUGCAGCAACAGAUGCAUCAAGACUAUCCACCUCCUCCUGCUGCUUUUGACGACAUUGAAAGCACGAGUUUUAUUGAGCCUCCACCUCCCCCACCACCGCCACCACCGCAGUAG
This is a messenger RNA of Echinococcus granulosus, 1893 nucleotides long. RefSeq lists its product as hypothetical. The record is from RefSeq and is a predicted model, not a curated record. Lineage: Eukaryota; Metazoa; Platyhelminthes; Cestoda; Cyclophyllidea; Taeniidae. The coding region runs from base 1 to 1893 and encodes 630 amino acids. The transcript has 8 exons.